Molecule: messenger RNA, 1002 nt
Organism: Fusarium venenatum
Lineage: Eukaryota; Fungi; Ascomycota; Sordariomycetes; Hypocreales; Nectriaceae
Source: RefSeq, a predicted model, not a curated record
AUGAUGCAAGUCUCCUACUUGUUCUCUCUUUACUUUGCUGCUCAGGCAAUGGCAGCUAACCCAAGUCUGACAAGUAAAGGCUGCGUAGAUGCAGCCGGAUUUGAAAGCUGUCAAAAUGACGCCGACAAACAGACAUCAAGCUGUAUCAAACAAGCCAAUCGUGACAACAGUCAAAAAGAACUUCUAGCAUGUGGUUGCCAAGACUCGGUUAAUAACUACAACUGUUAUGCAGCUUACUGCUGGAACAGAGUCUGGGAAUGCGAAUACCAAGAGUACAUCAUCGCGUAUAUGCAGAAUUGCCUAACCGCUAAACUCCCAAUUCCAUACUUCCCUGCCCUAAACGAUGCCCCGGACGCAUGUUCAUGCAAUCUUGGCAAAAUUAAUCUUGCUGUCAACGACGCUAUUCAGCAGGCGGGGACGUGUUCCAACGAUGCCAAUUCUGGUGACGCUGGAGCCAACCUGCAGCAGAUAGAGGGCUGCGGGUGCUGCGAACUCAGCGGUGCUCUUUCAAGCAUAGUUGAGAUUUGCCCCGACACCGAUCCCAAACUCGUCGGCCUAUCGAACCUUGCCACGCUCGAAUCGCAACUCAAUGUCCAAUACACUGAAUGUGGAAAGUACAUGGAUACUUAUGAUUGCAAAUCAGACCUCUCGUUCUCAAUUGACGGCGUCAGCACAUUCUUGAAGCCGGAUGAUGCGCUCAAGACUGGGUCAGCUACAUUGAGUAAUGGCCCUGGAUCUGUGACGACUCCUGCAAGUGGGCAUGUGUUUUCAUAUACCAAUGGUGGCGACGGUGUUGUCUAUACUAUUACGGCUGCUGGAGUUAAAACUGGUUCUGGCAGCGGGAAGUCUGAAGCAACUCAAUCUGAUUCGAACGCUAGUAGAACUGCUUCGGCGGAUGGAACCAAAGCUACAGAGUCAAGCUCCAAGAGUUCAGCGACUGUUUUAAUAGUACAGAGAUUACCAGUUUUGAUAGUGGCCCUUAUCCUAGUGUUUGCAGUAUAG